AUGCCUCUCGUCGUACCCGGCAUCAUGACCAACCCUGAGGACAAGAACCAGGAAUGGGCCAACAAGCUCGUCGGAAAGACCUUUUCAGAGUCUGAUGAAUCUAAUGAGACGAUGUUUUGCAAGAAAGACCUGCCAGAGACGCAUCGCAUCAUCAAGCCCGGCCAGCCUGUGACCCGGGACUUUAGACCGGAGAGAUUGAAUGUUCACUUGAAGGAGGAUGGAACGGUGUCGCACGUUGUUCAUGGUUAG
Molecule: messenger RNA, 249 nt
Organism: Trichoderma gamsii
Lineage: Eukaryota; Fungi; Ascomycota; Sordariomycetes; Hypocreales; Hypocreaceae
Exons: 2
Coding region: 1-249 (82 amino acids)
Source: RefSeq, a predicted model, not a curated record